UUGUCGAUUCUACACUGCUGGAAGACAAUAUGGUCAAUCUUGUGUAGAAUCCAAAUGCCUGGAAUGGUUAGAAAGAAGGUUAACAUCAAGCUCUUCUGUUGAACAACUAAGGAAUAUGAGUAUUGAUCUGAUGGAGAAAGUGAUUGGAUCUCCAAAUCUUUUUGUCAUGCAAAUAGAAGUUGAUGUGUACAAUCUUGCUAAGAUGUGGAUGUUUUUAAAAGUUGAAACUAGUUGGCAAGGGAGUAAGAAAGACUUGCUUCAAGAUGCAAAUACUUAUUUUCAAUCAAGACAACGCCAUAUCAGUUUUCUAGAGACUGAACAAGGAGCUAAAUAUGUUCGCGUGUUCAAAGGGAUCAAGCUUCAUCAUGUGAUUUGUGACAUCAAAGCUGUGAAGCAACUUGAUGAGGAUAAGAUAAUACCUCAAGAAUGGUUAUCGAGUGUUUAUAAACAACAAUGGAAGCAGAUGUUGUUAGCCUUCCAGGAAUAGAUUGUGGUCCUGGAGAAAAUGUCUCAGAAGAAAUGUUUGAUUUUCUGGCAUUUCGUUGUGGCAGGAUAUUGGAGCAAUGUGCAGUACUGCUGGCGUUGGACUGGUUUCACAUAUGGUGUUGAUAUAAUUGUCACAUAUGACAGUUCGAAACAAAUUUUAGUCUUCAAACGUAACAUGUACACUCAAGCGUGUUCCAGUGCCAUUUGUAUGCAGCUGAAACGAGAUAUAAUGUGUAAAGUACAGGUUGUUGCAUUCAAUAAUGAAGGCAAGCAAACAUUUUACAAAAGUUCUGGUGUAAUUCAUUCCACAUUGGGACCUGACGAAGAGUUAUAUGCUUUGCAUAUCACUGAAGAUAUUCAGUAUCCACUUCAUGUUAGCGCGCAUAUUGCGUUGCUUGGAUCUCCUUCGUCAGAUACAGAUUCCGACAAAUAAUUGUGAUAUAGUGAAGGGAUGAUUGUAGGAUAAAACCCAAAACACACAGGUGACAAUGAACUUUUGAAGUGGAAAAAAGUACUGAAGAAGCAUCGAAAAGCGAAGAACAUUAUGUUUAAGGACACACAUGAAAUAUGAUAGAGAAAAAACAAAAGACACCAUUUUUACGUAUCCUUUCCGCCACUUUUAGCAUAACUACUCAGUUGAAGUAAUUUCGAAAUAAUAGGAUGUCUGUUGACAUAUUUGACAGAUCAAGGACGUAGCAAGAGUGUACACUAUUCAUUACAAAAUAGUGAUAUCACUCUUGUCACAGUAUAGAGAACAUACAGUAGUGCCACUCCAUUGAAUAUUUUCGUACCACGCAUAUCUUAUUGCGCAUGUAAUUACCAUAUUGGCAGCCAGUAAAUGGCAUUGUGUGACCAAGAGGAUUGACGAUAUGGCAAACGGCAACCAGUGAACUGACUUAAUAUACAGCAGCCAGUUGCACAGCGAAGUGGCCCUACUAUAUAUUCCUAUACUGUGCUCUAGUUUUCGUCACUUUUAUCUAAAACCUCGUCUCGUUUAUUUGGUACAUUUUGCCUAGUUAUUUACAAAUGCAACUGUUAAGUGUGAAUAAAACAUACGAUCAAACUAAGUCAAAUAUGAAUAUUAAAUCGUUUAGAUUACCAAGAGAUAUAAUACAGUAAAAAGAUAUUCAUUUUAA
Messenger RNA from Xenia sp. Carnegie-2017, 1622 nucleotides. RefSeq names its product germ cell-less protein-like 1. The transcript has 4 exons. Gene Ontology annotation, biological process: germ cell development. Bases 116 to 487 code for a protein of 123 amino acids. The record is from RefSeq and is a predicted model, not a curated record. NCBI's taxonomy places the organism in Eukaryota, Metazoa, Cnidaria, Anthozoa, Malacalcyonacea, Xeniidae.